AUGGCUGACCCGCGCCCGCCGCCGUCGCUGCCCGACUUUAAACUCGCAGAGAAACUCGGACAGGGCGCAUUCGGGAGCGUGUACAAGGCCCUCAACUGGACGACCGGGGAAACAUGCGCCGUCAAGCAGAUCGACCUGUCGCACAUCCCGGAAAGCGAGCUGCCGGACAUCAUGUCCGAGAUCGACUUGCUCAAGAACCUACAUCACCCGAACAUUGUCCAGUACCGCGGCUACGCGCGCACCUCGACUUCCCUCUACAUCAUCCUCGAAUACUGCGAGAACGGUUCGCUCUCGGCCAUCAUUAAAAAGUUCGGCAGGAUCCCCGAGUCGCUCGUCGGGCUGUACACGCUCCAGGUCUUGCAGGGGUUGCAGUACCUCCAUGAUCAGGGCGUCAUACAUCGCGAUAUCAAGGGGAGCAACAUACUCGCUACCAAGGAGGGCAGCAUCAAGCUCGCCGACUUUGGUGUCGCCACCCGCGUAGGCGGACCGAUCGACUCGGCGGUCGUCGGCUCGCCCUACUGGAUGGCACCUGAAGUAGUCGACCAAACCGGCGCGACUCCCGCAUCCGACAUCUGGUCCCUCGGCGCUCUGGUCGUCGAGCUCAUCACCGGCAAACCACCGUACCACUUUCUCGACCCGAUGCCUGCGCUCUUCCGAAUCGUCAACGACGACUGCCCUCCGCUCCCCGACGGCGCAAGCGCAGUAGUCCGCGACUUUCUCGGGCAGUGUUUCCAGAAAGACGCGAACCUGCGCGUCGGGGCGAGAAAGUUGCUUCGACACCCGUGGAUGGUAGCGGCGAAGAGGCAGGCGGAUCAGCAGAGGAAGGUGUCCGAGGCGAGGGAGGCGGUUGUCCGUGGGGCGGAGGGGCAGGGGGUGAGAAGGGCGCCCGGGGCGAGGGCGAGACCGACGACGGUGUAUGAGGAGGAGGUACAGAAGGUCCGGGAGUGGAACGAGGCGCUCAAGGCUGCUCCAACGGCCCUCCGCGCCGCGCGCUCUUCCGCACCCGCGACAAGCGGCGACGAGAAUCGCCGCCCGACGCACCUCCGCACCCUCUCGCAAGUCGUCCGCCGGCCCUCCGCCGAACUCGCCUCCACGCUUUCCUCCGCCCCCGCUCCUUUGCCCAAACUCUCCGACCCUCCGCUCGCCUCGACUUCGCGGCGCAACUCGAUCCCGUUGUCGGUCAUCCAGCCUGUCACCGCCGCUCGAGCAGUCGACACGCACGCGAGGGAGGAACAGCUGGACGAUAACUGGGACAGCGACUUUGAGGACGGGAUUUCGAUCUCGAAGAUCGCGGCGCUCGAGGGGUUGUCUUCGUCUGCGUCCGAGUCGGAGGGCGAAGGGGGAAAGAAGGGCGAGCAGGAGGAGGAGGAGGAAGUUGAGGGCGGUGGCUCAGUCACGAUCCGACCUGGUCGGCUGAGUGCGGCGACCAUUCGCGCGGGCAGAUCUGGGGGAGCGAAGAAGGUGGGUCAGGCCAUGCCGCCUAUCGUCGAGGACUACUCGGACUUGGUCGGCGAUGACGAGGCGGAUGCGCUCGAUCUCGGAGUGAGCAGGUUUAAGGCGAAGAACAAACCUGCGAUCCAGCUGCUCCGACCAAGCGACAUCGCCAACUUCUCCAUCCGCGCUCCCUCGACUCCUCCCAGUCCUCGCAAGCCUUCGACACCGACACACUCCGGCUUCCAGCCCAGCACGCUGAGUGCGAGCGAAUCGUCGAUCUUUGACAAGUACGGCGAGCAGGACGUGGACGACUAUUCGGAUCUGUUCGGAAGGACGGCUGCUGGGGACAAUCAGACUUCUCUCGGCUCGCUCAAGCUCAACACGCGUCUCUCGAACAAGUCUUGGCUCGGAGAAGAAGACUCGGACGAGGAAGACCCCUUCGCAGCCGUCGAAGCGGAAGAGCUUGACCCGCACGGCACGAUCGCUUUCCUCGACGACUCGGAAGCCGACCUCGCGGCCAACCUCGCUCGGGACCAAUUCGCACGACAAUGUGCGCUGGUCGAGGAGCUCGUGGAUGUCGUCGCGUCGGCAGAACAUCCCGACGACUUUGAGACUCGCGAGGCGGCCUUGCAGCUCACGGGCUUGCUCGAAGAGUCGUCUGACGCCUGCACGCACUUCGUUAAGUCUCACGGGAUGCUGGUCGUCCUAGAGGCCCUGCGAAUCGCCCGCUCGCGCGACGUCCUUUCGAUCCUCCUCCGAAUCGUCAACCUCAUCGUUGGGUCGGACCCAGGCAUGCUCGAGAAGAUCGCGCUCGUCGGCGGCUGCCCUGUCGCGAUGGCCUUUUCCUCAAAGCGCUACUCUCGCGAGAUCCGCCUUGAGGCCGCGCUCUUCAUCGGCGCCAUGUGUCGGACGUCGCUGCUUACGCUCCAAAUGUUCGUCUCAUGUCAAGGCUUGCGCUCGCUAGUCGAGAUGCUCGACGAGAACUACCAGGAAGGGAAGGACCUCAUCUGGAUGGCUGUGGACGGCAUCAGCCGAGUCUUCGAGAUGCAGGGACCGAUCCCGCGCAACGACUUCUGCCGCAUCUUGACGCAAGAAGCGGUUCUCGAGCCUCUGUCGAAUGCCUUGCUCAGCGUCUGCGGCGACACCGACGACCUUGCCGAGAGCGCCAAAGCGAAGAUCGUCCACAUUCUGCUCCUCUUUGCGCAGUCGGAUCAUAAGGUCAAAGAGGCGAUUGCGAAGCGCGGCGUUCUCCUACGCCUCGUCCGUGCAGCCGACUUGCUCGAGCCUGAGCUCCUCGCGGUCCUGCUCAAGACGGUCAAGAACGUCUCGAUGCUUCCUUCCGCACUCGAGGUUCUCCAGAACGCCGGAGCGAUCGAGAUGCUUGUCAGCAUGCUAGCCAAGACGUAUCGCGGGCGCGUGGGUGCAGAGAUUCAAAACCACGCCGUCAACGCGCUCUUUAACCUAUGCCACCUCAGCAAGUCUCGACAGGAAGAAGCUGCUCGCGCCGGCGCCAUCCCGCUCCUCCAGGCCAUCGUCCGCAACAACUCGCCCCUCAAGCAGUUUGCCUUGCCGAUUCUCUGCGACUUUGCCCACGCUGGAAAGGCGUGCCGUCACCUUCUGUGGAAGCACGACGGCGUCAGCUUCUACCUGCAGCUGCUCAAGGAUACCUUCUGGGUCAACUCGGCUCUCGAGGCGCUUCUAGUCUGGCUGCAAGACGAGUUGGUCCGCGUGGAAGCAUGCCUGCUUGAGCAAUCCUCGCUCGACGCUCUGGUCCGCCUCUUCUGCAAGGAGAAGGGCACGACGUUCGAAAACUUGCUCGAGCCGCUGCACAAGAUGCUGCGAGCCUCUUCGACCCUUGCCUCCCGCCUCGCCGUUCAGUCAGGCUUCCUCAAGCGCACUGUCGAGCGACUCGAGCGAGCCAGCAAGGCAGUCGUCCGCCUCAACCUCCUCCGCAUCAUCAAGACCGUGUUCGACUCCCUCGCCGACCGCCGCGACCGCGACAAGGCGAUCCAGAUCCUCGCCGCGCCCAUCAGUCGGUUGGCUCAGGAAGACAAGGCAGUCUUGUCGCGCCAACUCGCCAAGACGCUUGCCGCAGACUUUGCCAACACGAAGGAGGAGUCGAAGCGGAGUCUAGCCCAGCGAGCGAUGCGACGCGCGGCAUCAGAAGGCGGAGGAAGUCUGUCAGCGAUGCCAGACACCGGCUCGCGUCGAUACCGCCCCGCUCUCUCCUCCGCCAACUACAGCUCGCCUGCAAUCUCAGGCCGUGAUUCGCCUACUCCCGCCUCGCCACGCACCUCUUCCGCCCGGCAGGCACCCGUCCUGCCGUCUUCUCUGGCAAAUCCGCCGGCCCGACGUUCGUCCGUCAGGCGGUAG
Molecule: messenger RNA, 3807 nt
Organism: Rhodotorula toruloides NP11
Lineage: Eukaryota; Fungi; Basidiomycota; Microbotryomycetes; Sporidiobolales; Sporidiobolaceae
Product: STE/STE11/cdc15 protein kinase
Exons: 22
Coding region: 1-3807 (1268 amino acids)
Biological process (GO): protein phosphorylation
Cellular component (GO): cytoplasm
Molecular function (GO): protein serine/threonine kinase activity; protein binding; ATP binding
Source: RefSeq, a predicted model, not a curated record